Messenger RNA from Nannospalax galili (Upper Galilee mountains blind mole rat), 3453 nucleotides. It is a transcript of the gene Ell2, whose product is annotated as elongation factor for RNA polymerase II 2. Gene Ontology annotation, biological process: snRNA transcription by RNA polymerase II; positive regulation of transcription elongation by RNA polymerase II; transcription elongation by RNA polymerase II. Gene Ontology annotation, cellular component: transcription elongation factor complex. NCBI's taxonomy places the organism in Eukaryota, Metazoa, Chordata, Mammalia, Rodentia, Spalacidae. Gene Ontology annotation, molecular function: cis-regulatory region sequence-specific DNA binding. The record is from RefSeq and is a predicted model, not a curated record. The transcript is spliced from 12 exons. Bases 171 to 2093 code for a protein of 640 amino acids.
GCGGCCGGCGGCCGUGGAAGCCCGAGGUCUCGCUGCGCGCAGUAUAUGACAGUACGUCAGCAGCGGGAUGGCCGUAGCUGUGGCGGCGGCUGCAGGAGCCCGAGCAGCCGCGGCCGCAGUGGAGGCUGAAGCCCGAGCGGCGUCCGCGGUGGCACCCCGGGGAGUUUAAGAUGGCGGCGGGGGGGGCAGCGGGCCUGCGGGAGGAGCAGCGCUACGGGCUGGCGUGCGGGCGGCUGGGGCAGGACAACAUCACAGUGCUGCAUGUGAAGCUCACCGAGACGGCGAUCCGGGCGCUGGAGACGUACCAGAGCCACAAGAAUUUAAUUCCUUUUCGACCUUCGAUUCAGUUUCAAGGACUCCAAGGGCUUGUCAAAAUUCCCAAAAAUGAUCCCCUCAAUGAAGUACAUAACUUUAACUUUUAUUUGUCGAAUGUGGGCAAAGAUAACCCCCAGGGCAGCUUUGACUGCAUCCAGCAAACAUUCUCCAGCUCUGGAGCCUCCCAGCUCAAUUGCCUGGGAUUUAUACAAGAUAAAAUUACAGUAUGUGCAACAAACGACUCAUAUCAGAUGACACGAGAAAGAAUGACCCAGGCAGAAGAGGAAUCCCGCAAUCGAAGCACAAAAGUUAUCAAACCCGGUGGACCAUAUGUAGGGAAAAGAGUGCAAAUUCGGAAAGCACCUCAAGCCAUCUUAGAUGCAGUGCCUGAAAGGAAAAGGUCAACCCCCAUGAACCCUGCAAACACAAUUCGAAAGACACACAGCAGCAGCAGUGUUUCUCAGAGGCCAUAUAGGGACAGGGUCAUUCACUUACUGGCGCUAAAGGCCUACAAGAAACCUGAGCUGCUUGCUCGACUGCAGAAAGAUGGUGUCAAUCAAAAAGACAAGAACUCCUUGGGAGCAAUUCUGCAACAGGUGGCCAAUCUGAAUCCUAAGGACCUCUCCUAUACUUUAAAGGAUUAUGUAUUUAAGGAGGUUCAACGUGACUGGCCAGGAUACAAUGAAACAGAUAGAAGGUCACUGGAGUCGGUGCUCUCUAGAAAACUAAAUCCAUCUCAGAACACUGCUGGCACUAGCUGUUCAGAAUCCCCCAUGUGCUCCAGCAGAGAUGCUACAUCUUCUCCUCAGAAACGACCUUUGGACUCAGAUUUCAUUGAUCCCUUAAUGAAUAAAAAGGCUCGAAUCUCUCACCUGACAAAUAGAGUACCACCAACAUUAAAUGGUCAUUUGAAUCCCACCAGUGAAAAAUCUGCUGCAGGCCUCCUGCCACCCCCUGCAGCUGCUGCCACCCUUACCCCCUCACCGCUGCCUUCAACCCACCUGCCUGUCUCAAAUCCUCCUCAGACUGUAAAUUCCAACUCCAAUUCCCCUAGCACUCCAGAAGGCCGGGGGACUCAAGACCUACCUGUUGACAGUUUUAGUCAAAAUGGUAGCAUCUUUGAGGACCAGCAAGACAAAUAUACCUCUAGGACUUCUUUGGAAACAUUACCCCCUGGGUCAGUUCUAAUAAAGUGUCCAAAACCUAUGGAAGAAAACCAUUCAGUGUCUCACAAAAAGCCCAAAAAGAAGUCUAAAAAACACAAGGAAAAGGACCAAAUAAAAAAGCAUGACAUUGAGACUAUUGAGGAAAAGGAGGAAGACCUUCAAAGAGAAGAAAUUGCCAAGCUGAAUAACUCCAGUCCAAAUUCCAAUGAAGGAGUUAAAGAAGGUUGCACUGCCUCCAUGGAGCCUUCUUCAACCAUUGAACUCCCAGAUUAUUUGCUAAAAUAUAUUGCUAUCGUCUCCUAUGAGCAACGCCAGAAUUACAAGGAUGACUUCAAUGCUGAGUAUGACGAAUACCGGGCUUUGCAUGCGAGGAUGGAGACUGUAGCUAGGAGAUUUAUCAAACUGGAUGCACAACGAAAGCGCCUUUCUCCAGGCUCAAAAGAGUACCAGAAUGUUCAUGAAGAAGUCUUGCAAGAGUAUCAGAAGAUCAAGCAGUCUAGUCCCAAUUACCAUGAAGAAAAAUACAGAUGCGAGUAUCUUCAUAACAAGCUGGCUCACAUCAAAAGACUAAUAGGUGAAUUUGACCAACAGCAAGCAGAGUCAUGGCACUAGAACUCUGCUUGGACCAGAAGAUGUGAAUAAACUUAAGCUUAUUUAUUUAAAAUUCCAAAUGAGUUGCUCUAGAAUCUAAAAAGAUGAAACUUUGCCUGUUGAAAGUUUCAGUAUUAGUAAACUUGAGUUACUUUUUUUCCUUCCAUUUUACUUUGCUUUCCUGCAUUUUGAAGCUGCUUUUUUUCUGGUCCUUCCCCCGCCCCACCUCCUCAAGACUUGUUUGUUAAUAGAAACAAUUUUUUAGAUAUUGGGGAUCCAGUGUCUAUACUUCAAAUCAGCUUUUCCUUGCAAACUUGUGUUUGUCAUUAGAAAUGAUUUUUUUUAGGUAUGGGGAUGCAAUAUCCACACUUAAAAGUUGUGUGUAUUUAAAAAACAAAAACAAAAAAAAAAAAAGCCAAUAACAAAACAGUAAUGUGCAAGAUGAAUUGCUUUUGGAUAAACAUAAGCCUAUUUUCUGAUCUUUCUUAAUGCGAACUCUUUGCCUUAAAUGGUAGACUAUUUAGAUAUUUGCACAAAAUACAAAAAAAAUCAAAACAUUGUUUUGGAGGGUUCAAAAAUAGAAAGUUGUGUGAGUAUAUGUGUUCAUUUUUAUGCACAUACAUAUAUAUAUAUAUAUACAGGGCGACUUGCUCUAGAAUAUUAAAUGUGCCCUGCAAGUUAAACCCCCAUUGCAAUGGUUGCCUUAAGGUGUUUGCUAGUUGUAUACAUGGUGUGGUUCAUCAUUAGCUGCACUGCUUCCCAGUGAUCACAGCAACGGGAGGCACACUGUGGCCUACCAGCGUCUGAAAACAUGUGUUCAACUUGUAUGUCUGCGGAACUCAUGUGGAUGUGAGCGUGCAUGAAGGUAAAAGCUGCUACUCCCAGUAGGCCAGACGCUCAGGUUAAACAACUGAUGAGUGUUACUGUAGGUUUGUUUUUGUUUCUGUUUUUCCUGUCAAGUUUCUACUUCUAUUGUGGAAGACAAAAGCAUUUCCAUUUCAACAGUUUGUCAGCUUUAUUAAUGUUGGGCAAAAAUUUAGAUGUUAUAAAAAUGAAACAGAUCUAUAGUUUUGGGGCAAAAUUAUAAAGUUAAAUGUGUAGGUAACCUAUUUAUAUACUGCUAUAAAGUAUUUUUUGAAGAGAGAUAUGCAAAGAAGCUAUUACCUACAUGAGAUGUAUAUUUAAAGAUUUUUUUUUCAUCCUGGAUACCAGGAAUAUAAAAAAGAGUGAAUAUAUUUAACCAUAACAUACUGUGAUUCAUCAAACAGCACAAACUUUCAUUUCAUGGAGUUUAUCUGUUGACGUUGAUUUAAACUAUCACUUGUUUUAUCAUGUGGGAACGUAAGUUAUGUGGUCAAAAAUACAAGGAUUUUGAACUAAU